CUCAUGAAUUUGCCAUUAAUUUUAAUCCCACCAACCCUUUUUGCCUUGGUGUGGAAGGCAUCGUCCAGGCCUACUCCAGUUGCCUGCCUCACAUUCGCUUCUACGGACCCACCAACUUCUCCCCCAUCAUUAACCACGUGGCUCGGUUCGCGGCCCAAGCGACCCAGCAGGAAUCUGCCAGCAAGCAAUAUUUCAUCCUGCUGAUCAUCACCGAUGGUGUCAUCAGCGACAUGGAUGAGACACGGCACGCUGUCGUACAGGCCUCCAGGCUGCCCAUGUCCAUCAUCAUCAUUGGGGUUGGGAACGCAGACUUUGCUGCCAUGGAGUUUCUGGAUGCAGACAAUCGCAUGCUCCGGUCGUACACAGGCGAGGAGGCUGUGCGGGAUAUUGUCCAGUUUGUGCCAUUCCGUGAAUUCCGCAAUGCACCCAAAGAAACGUUGGCGAAGGCUGUGUUGGCAGAACUCCCACAGCAAGUGGUUCAAUACUUCAAGCACCAGAAUCUGGCACCCCUCAACUCGGAACCCGCUUAGAAGAGUCAACCGUUUGCUCCUGGCCUGCAUGUAUCCCACAUCCGUUGGUGGCAGAAGAUUGCAUGUCUCCCGUGGUUUCCAAUAACGUUUCGUUUCACCGAGUUCAUUUAAUCAAAAGGAGCAAAGUGUCACCCGAUUCCUUCCGAAGGCAACUUUGCAGCGUUGAGAAGUUUAGGCAUCUGCCUUCAUGGAUCUUCAAGGAAGGAAAGAACCCACCGUGGCCAACAGUGGACAUGCCUUGAUUCCACAAGUCAACUUUUAAGUAUCUGAAUGUACUUUGUAUGGGUUUUGUGGAACGAGAGGACCUUUUUACAGCCGCAACUUACUGUCUCCCAAGUGUGAUGUUCUCAAAAUCUCGUUGCCCAAAGAAAUGUGGAUCAGCCUUCAAUGUGUUGUAACUUGUACUUCUGCUCUACGUCCAUUUUUAUACCUUGUACACAUGAUUAUUUGUUAUACUCAGGUUAAUAAAGAACCCUGAACUCUUCACAUUUCGGUUGAAGCCUGCUAUGAUAGGAGCCCACUGGCCUCCUGCAGUUUCUUUGAACCAAAUCCCUCCAGGUGAGUUACAUCUCAACUCCCGGUCAAGGUUGCCCCAAAUACCUGCGAAGGGCACCAGAUGGGUGCUUACAUCCUUCCCUAAAUGCCAGUUUACAACUCUCAGAACCUGUUUCAUUUGCGAGAGAUGCUGGAUUUGUGUGAGGGAAAAGGUGAGCUAGACCAUAAUUGGUUUCAGACCAUUCAUCCUCGACUUAGGUUGGUUUAGCAACUGUUUGACAUUACAAUGCCACUGAAAAAGUGACUUAUGACUGGUCCUUGGACUUAUGACUCUCCCCAUGGCCACAAAGAUCAACAUUUGGACACAUGGCAACCAGCCUAUCUUCAUGUCAGUUAAAGCGUCCCAUGGUCAUGUAUUUGCCAUUUGGGACCAUCCCAGCUGGCUUCCGACAAGCAGUCAAUACUAGAUUCACUUAAUGGCCUGAGGAUUCACUUAACAACCAUUAGAAAAAGAUCAUAAACAUUAGGUGGGAUUCCCUUAACAAUCACCAUGCUUAGCAUUGGAAAUUCUGUUUUCAAUUAUGGUCAUAUCCUGAGGACUUCCUGUAACUGAGCCCACAAUUUCGGUUGUAAGUCAUGAGAGUCAUAAAGAUUGCUUCGUGACCUGACCUGACGGUUGGUCAUUAAGCAAACAUUGUUUGCUAUGGAUUGGUUUUUAUGCUGGAAACCAGAAAUAAGCAUCAAUCAAGACAUUGUAAAUCAUGGUCAGAAGGUGCUGCAAACAGCUAUAAAUCUGGGCCAAUUGCGAAGCCAUCAAAUGACAGCCAUGUGAUUCCCUAUUGUACCUUUAAAUCUGGGUCAUAAGCCUCAUUUUCAGGGUUCAUGGUAACUUCAAACGGUUGCUAAGCAACCAGUCAUAAGUCAAGGAUUACCUGUACAUCCUACCUAGCCCCAAAUGAAUGUAUCAUAGUUCAGCAACGUCAAUCUAAUAAAAUUCCUCUAGCUUUGAUACCGAGAAACAAAAAAUAUUGGAGCAUCUCAAGAUUGUUACUAUUCAGCCGUCAAUUCUCAGACCUUACGGAAUUUACAUAAAGUGAAAAAAUUGCUGGCUUCAAUCAUAAAUUUCCAUAAAAAUAAGCCGUUGCUGGUUUCAGACAUGAAUUUCCAUAAAAAUAAGACAUGGUUUCGGUCAGCUUGGCUGAUAGAAGUCAGUUCACAAGCACUUUAAUAUUGUAAUCAAGAAAAUGAUUUGAAUGAUCUCACCAGGAAUUAAACUGAAAUCACCAGGACUUAAAACAGAACCUUAAAGUAAAGAUGGAAUAUUAUACCCGAUAUGCACUGGCUACUUUCCCCCCAGUUUUAGAGUGGUUUUAGAUUAAAUAUAUAGAAAGUAUAAUUUAGAGGCAAAUAAGCUUUUCUUGCCAGAGUUUGGCUUCAGCAGAUGACAGUUACCUGCCUUAAAUUAGGGCCGUCUUUGUUUUGGCUAAAUCUGAUUUUUAAAUUCAGACCCGCCAACAGAAUACAUUAAGCUUGAUAAUGUUAACUUUGUUUUUUCUUCUGGCUUAUUAUGUGAGGCAAACUCAUUCAAGGGUUUUGAAAUUUAGUGUGCUGUGCAAAAUAAAACCGGACUAAAUCUUA
This is a messenger RNA of Thamnophis sirtalis, 2663 nucleotides long. The record is from RefSeq and is a predicted model, not a curated record. NCBI's taxonomy places the organism in Eukaryota, Metazoa, Chordata, Lepidosauria, Squamata, Natricidae.